Beta vulgaris subsp. vulgaris (sugar beet) is the source of this 345-nucleotide messenger RNA. The record is from the annotation of a RefSeq genome assembly. Lineage: Eukaryota; Viridiplantae; Streptophyta; Magnoliopsida; Caryophyllales; Amaranthaceae.
AUGUCUUUUAUAGGUCUGGGCUUUUGCUUUUAUAAUCCCCUGAAUUGGGAAUGGAAGUUGCAGUUUCUUCUACCAUUAAUACUGUUUCAGGAGGAGUUGCACUUCUCCCUUACAUACCAGAGUUUGAGCACGAUAAAGAACAGAACUAAGUCUAUUGGGAUCGAGCCCACAUCUGGCUCAAAAGCAGAAAAGGAAAGAUCAGAGAAGCUGUGCCCAAUCCUCUGUUCACUGCGGUUAGGAUUGGUUCAAUUAGCCACGUUCCAGCUAAAAGCUAGUCGAAGCCUGCCUUACGAGGGAGAAUUCCCACUUCUCUCCUUAAAAGUCAAAGUCGAGCACAGAAGCUGA